Messenger RNA from Penaeus chinensis, 2655 nucleotides. RefSeq lists its product as uncharacterized. Gene Ontology annotation, cellular component: nucleus. Gene Ontology annotation, biological process: regulation of transcription by RNA polymerase II. NCBI's taxonomy places the organism in Eukaryota, Metazoa, Arthropoda, Malacostraca, Decapoda, Penaeidae. The record is from RefSeq and is a predicted model, not a curated record. Gene Ontology annotation, molecular function: DNA-binding transcription factor activity, RNA polymerase II-specific; RNA polymerase II cis-regulatory region sequence-specific DNA binding. The transcript has 4 exons. Bases 1 to 597 code for a protein of 198 amino acids.
AUGACGUCAUACUGCCAUGAUGCCCUCCUGAUUGCAUUUAUGCUGCAGCGCGGGAUUAGUGCCCCACGCCGGGAUGCGACGGGUCAGGACACGUCACGGGAAACUACUCGUCGCACCGCUCGCUCUCCGGCUGCCCCAGAGCCAACAAGCCCAAACACAAGCCCAAGGAUUCUCAGGAUUCCGAGCCUCUUCGACGGCGAGGACCACACUGGUUUGGCCUCGGAGAUCUCGGAGUUGCAGAAAGAGAACGGUUCCAUGGAGGGCCACGUGAACAAAUUGCGCCAUGACGUCUCCUCUAUGGAGGCGGCUCUCAAGGUCGAGCAGAAGGAGGCGGCUGGUGCUGGUGAGCGAGGCGCGCAGCUAACCGAGUACUACGAGUCGCUGCGGAACAACGUGAUGUCGCUGUUGGAGCACGUCAAGCUGCCCGGCGGCGGCACGACGGCCCCGAACGAGCGCAUCAACCACGACAACUUUGACUCUUACCUCUCCAAGAUCCACUCUCUCUGCACCGACAAUUACUGCGAUGACAACCGGCCUCUUUACGACACCGUGCGGUCCGCUCUCCAUGAUUUCACCGUGCCCCCCACGCCCAUCUGACAUGACUAGGGGUACGCCGGGGCGGCGACCGCUCCCUCCAUGGCCACCGCGAGCGUCCCGCCCACGCAUAGCUACUUCCCCACCUCUUUCACCUCCCCGUUCUUCGGAGUGCCGCCUGUCAACACCACCAACAUGCCCAACGCGUCAGUCAUGGGCAACAACAUCAGCAACAUCAGCAGCAGCAACACGCCAACCUUCACCACCACUAGUAACACCAACAGCAGUGGCCACAACACCAGUAACGGAGCCAUGAGUGGCAGCAGGUGACGGGAGCAGUGGCCUCCCUCCCCAUCCGCCUGAUCGGGGUUUUGUACAGCGUCAUAUCGGGCUGCAAGCGUCCUUUAGGGCCUCUAGUCAAGAAAUAUUAUAUAAGACUCUCAAUGGGACACGGAUGGUCACAAUUUUUUUUUUUUUUAUUAUCAUUAUUAUCAUCUUUAUUGUUAUUAGCGGGCCAGGCUACGGUGGCCCUAGCCGGGAUCUGACACAGCCCCAGUCCGGCGGAACCACGUCGUUGGCGUCUGGCGGCUGUGUCCGGGUCCUGAAUUGCUUGGCCCUGAGGUCCCAGGCACUGCUCACCUCGUGUUGCCGUUCCCACACCGAGCUUUAACGUCUGCGAUGUUAAUGUAAAUAAUCUAAGACAAUUUUCUCUGUAAAAAGAUGUUUCUCUAGGUCAAAAAAGUCAUUUGUUGGUGUAUUUAUUAUGUAUAGACAAUUAGCUUGCAUUAACACAGUCGAGACAUAGUAUUGUGUGUGUGUAUCCAGGACGUCGACUUGUCUGCAAGCUAAGUGUCUAUUGGGCCAAGCCAGUGUGAUGACUUCAGUGUUAGAAUAGGGAGCUUCAUUUCCUUUGCAAUAAAUUUUUAUUUUUCAUUUCCUUCAGAGUGAGACGUGGAGUGUCCCUCAGUUCAGCAGUGCUUAACAGAUUCUAAAAGAUGGUCCAAAUGUCGAAUGUUUGGUGUUCUAAAUGUUAGAGAUGUCCAUUUCAUCUCUUGACAUCCGACGAGUUACAGACAAACAUUUUUUAUCUUUUAGAGUCGCUUUUGCCUCAUAAUCUAGUUCUAUUGAAAGAUAUUCUGGUUGUAAAAUAGUUGUGUUACUGUUUUAUCUAUAUUCAAACUAUAACUUCCUAGGUUUACUCAUUGCAGACUUAAGAAUGAUCUAAAACAUCCUUAUAUUCAUGACAUGAACACAACAGACACCACAGUAUUUAGCAAGCAAUAGGCCGGACACCUGGUGCCUUAUGUGUGAUCCAGGAAAACAGUGGAAGGAUCUGAACCCAAUGAACCAGCAUUUAGUUUAGAAUUACGCGUUUACUCAACAUCACACAUUGGCAGACGAUUCGGCCUCGGUCAUUCUGUAUUAUUCCCGUUGGACAAUCAAAAGAAAAGGAUAUAUAUAUAUACCCAGACAAAUAUCCAGCUUUCUGUAAAUCUUUUGGUAAAUUUGGACGCACCAGAAUCUCAAAAAUACUUAUCCUUUUCAACACUUCCAACUUCUGAGCAUAGAGUAUAAAUGUUUGUUUUCUCUCGGCAAGUACAGUCUUACAGAGCACCAUUCCAGGUAGUGAUUUACAGAUUUAUGUAUAAAGAAAGCGAAAAUAUAGGAUUUCUUUCGUGGAACUAUUUUGUAAAAUAUUUUUUUUAGUGCGGCACAUUUCUAUAUUAAUAAGAAUAUAUUGUUUUUCGCUGCUCAUGUACGGUACACUCAAACAUGAUUUUAAAUGUCAUCUAAGUUCAUGUGGCACAGGAAAAUGGAUGGGGAACCUUAUUGGCAGUGUGGCUUGUUCGAAGCCUCUGUUCUUUGGCAUUGGCCAGAAAAUAAAAGUUAAUGUGGAGAUGACAGCGAUUAGUAUAAUUUAUGUAAUGAGACAUAAGUAGAAGUAACUGGAUUUGCAGAUAACAGGAUUGUUAGUGUUGAAGUUCGGGCGUUUCUGGAUCACUUUCAAAAAACCUUCAGAGAAUCCCGCACUUCAAGAUGAGUGAGUUGUGAUUGUGCCUUCUUUAAGAAGAUACAUUUGGAAUUAUAUACAUGCAUAUAAUCAUACAUAUAUAUAUGUGA